Messenger RNA from Cornus florida, 3168 nucleotides. RefSeq lists its product as uncharacterized. Gene Ontology annotation, molecular function: aspartic-type endopeptidase activity. The record is from RefSeq and is a predicted model, not a curated record. The coding region runs from base 1 to 3168 and encodes 1055 amino acids. Gene Ontology annotation, biological process: proteolysis. The transcript is spliced from 3 exons. Lineage: Eukaryota; Viridiplantae; Streptophyta; Magnoliopsida; Cornales; Cornaceae.
AUGGCUGGAGGUAAUACUCGUGAAAGAGUUUCCCGUUUGGAAGAGUUCGUGGGUUUUCCUACAGAAAUAGAGGUACAAGAUGGUGCAGAGAGCCUUGUUGUUCGAAUUGAAAACUUGGCUUCUGAAGCGGAGAUCUUGAAGACUGAUCCUGAUGGGUUUGGUGACUUCAUGCAGGCCACCAAUGAGCAAUUGACCCGUAUCUCUGAAGAUGUUGAGUCGCUGACUGACGUCUUCAAGAAGAACCUGAAAGACCUUGAAGAUGAAGUGUCCUUAGUGAAGAGGGCCAUUCAUGGGAGUUCCAGAGGCGGUGGUGAUCAUCUUUCGCAGAAGAUCAAGGUGCCGGAUCCCAAGUCUUUCAGUGGUACCCGAAAUGCCAAAGAGUUGGAGAAUUUCCUAUGGGACAUGGAGCAGUACUUCAAGGCUGCUCGGAUCCCUGAUGGCGAGAAGGUGACCAUUACAAGCAUGUAUCUGUCUGGUGAUGCAAAGCUAUGGUGGCGCACACGGACAGAGGACGAUGCUUCUGCGAGUAGGCCUCGGAUUGAAGUUUGGGAGACCCUCAAGAAGGAAUUGAAGGACCAGUUCUUGCCCCAGAACACUGCAUGGAUUGCAAGGGAAUCUCUGAAGAAAUUGAAGCACACAGGUACCGUUCGUGACUAUGUGAAGGACUUUAGUUCCUUGAUGCUGGACAUUCGAAAUAUGUCAGAGGAGGACAAGCUGUUCAAUUUCAUGUCCGGAUUGCAACCAUGGGCUCAGGCAGAACUCCGUAGGCAAGGUGUGAGGGACCUUCCUACUGCCAUGACAGCGGCAGAUUGUCUUGUAGAUUUCAAGAUGACUGGGUCUACUACACAAGACAAGAAGAAGUCCAAGAAGGGGAAGAAAGACAAAGGCCAGUCCUUCAGGUUCAAGGACAAAAAGAAGGAUAAAGGCGGUGGCUUUGUCAAGGCCAAGACAGAUUACAAUAACAAAGGGAGUAGUAGUGGGACUAAGCCCAACUACGGUUGUUUCAUCUGUAAUGGUCCCCAUCGUGUUAGGGACUGUCCCAAGAGGGAGAAGCUGAGUGCUAUCGUCGCUGAUUCAAAAGGAGACUCAGACUCGGAAUCUGGUCCAACCCGAGUUAAUCCUCUGCAAAUGUUGAAUGCUCUUACUGAAGAACAGUCCAUGGAGUUGAAAGGGCUCAUGUUCAUUCAGGUGACGCUGAACGGCAAGGAAGUUUUGGCAAUGGUGGACACGGGGGCCACUCAUAACUUCAUUGCGCAGAGGGAAGUAAGUAACUUUAAUUUAAAAUUAAUUCCACAAGCUAAUAAGAUGAAAGCUGUGAAUUCUGAAGCCAAGCCUGUUUUAGGCAUGGCCACCACUUCUAUGAAAGUUGGUUAUUGGGAGGGCGUAAUUAGUUUUAUGGCUGUUUCCUUAGAUGAUUUUGAUCUAAUUCUUGGAAUUGAGUUUCUUACGAAAGCCAGAGUAGUAGUUGUGCCAUAUUUGGGAGGAAUUUUUAUUUGGGACAGGAGUUGUCCAUGUUUUAUUCCAUCAGUGGCUCUUUAUGGGCACCAAAAGAAGGAAGAUCGUAAAUAUGGCUGUAUCGAAAUAAUCUCUGCAUUGCAAGUGAAAACAGGUUUGAAGAGGGGAGACUCUACCUUUCUUGCAGCAAUGAUAGAGAUCAAACCGGACCAGUUUGUUGAAGUUCCGGAUUCUGUUGCUGAAAUUCUAGAGGAAUUUGCAGAAGUUAUGCCACCAGAACUACCCAAGCAAUUGCCCCCUCGACGUGCUGUUGAUCACAAGAUAGAGUUGGAGCCGGGUGCAAGGGCUCCUGCUCAGGCCCCAUACCGGAUGGCGCCUUCAGAACUGGCUGAACUGCGUAGACAGUUGGAUGAGUUGCUGGAGUCUGGCUAUAUUCAACCAUCCAAGGCACCGUAUAGCGCGCCAGUGUUGUUCCAAAGGAAGCAGGAUGGCUCAAUGCGGAUGUGUGUGGACUAUAGGGCUCUGAAUAAAGUGACUGUGAAGAACAAGUAUCCAGUGCCCAAUGCCGCUGAUUUAUUUGACAGGUUGUCAAGGGCAUCCUACUUUACUAAGCUGGAUUUACGUGCAGGCUACUGGCAGGUGCGUAUAGCAGAAGGAGAUGAACCCAAAACUGCAUGUGUAACUCGUUAUGGGUCUUAUGAAUUUCUUGAGAAGUGUGAGUUUUGUCGCCAAGAAGUGAUGUUUUUGGGGCAUUGGAUCAGUAAGGGCCAUGUCAGAAUGGAUGAGAGAAAGGUGAAAGCCAUCCUUGAUUGGUCUGCACCUACCAAAGUGACAGAGUUGAGAUCUUUUCUAGGGUUGGCAAACUACUACAGAAAGUUUAUAAAGGGGUAUUCCAAGAAGGUUAGUCCUUUAACGAACUUGCUAAAGAAGGACAAACAGUGGGUUUGGUCUGAGGAGUGCCAGAAUGCUUUUGAGAUGCUUAAGCAGGCAGUGUCUACAGAACCGGUCUUGAGACUGCCUAACUUUGGUUUGCCAUUUGAAGUGCAUACUGAUGCCUCUGAUAGAGCAAUUGGUGGGGUUCUAGUCCAAGAAGGACACCCAUGUGCCUUUGAAAGCAGGAAGCUUAAGGAUGCUGAACAGAGGUAUACAACUCACGAGAAGGAGAUGACUGCAGUGAUAUAUUUGGUGACUGAUAAUGUGGCCAAUACCUACUUCAAGACACAGAAAAAGCUUACUCCAAAGCAAGCUCGUUGGCAAGAGUUUCUUGGGGAGUUCAAUUUUGUGUGGGUUCACAGACCUGGAAAGCAGAAUCAGGUUGCUGAUGCCUUGAGUAGGAAAGAAGUGCAGGAGUAUGUGGCGUCGUUGACAACGGUGUAUACUGAUUUCCUUGACAUAAUCAAAGAGCAAUCUCAGUCCGACAAUGCCUAUCAAAAACUAAAGCAACAGGUUACUGAUGGUGAAGUUAGAAAGUACUGGAUUGAAGAUAAUCUACUCUACGCCAGAGGAAGUAGAUUAUAUGUUCUUGUUGGAGGUUUGAGACGGGAACUAAUGCGGGAAAUGUAUGAUCCUCAGUGGGCUGGACAUCCAGGGGUGGAUAGAAUGCUGGCGUUGAUAUCCAGAUCAUAUUAUUGCCCCAAGAUGGAGGAUGACAUAGAGUUAUAUGUCAAGACUUGCUUGGUCUGUCAGAAAGACAAGCAUGAGAGGAAGAAGUAG